UUAAUUAUAGAGUAAAAUUGUGUAACAAUAAUGGAUUUAGACGAUAUAAUAGUAAACAUACCAGUUAUAAAUGCGUUAGAACAUGCUGAAAUAAUGGAAGAACCAAGAAGAUUUUUCCAUAUUAGUUCCAUAUUUUCCACUUUGUUCUGCUGAACGCAGCCAAUUAAAGUUCGUCGUAUCGUAUUUUUGGUCGAUAUUUGCAGAAAGUAUAUAUAUUUUCCAAUGUUGUCAAACGUAAUUAAACGCAACGGAAAGCGUAUACGUUUCUAGUUGCGAAUACUACACAAUUAAGUUCAAGAAUACCAUGUCAGAAACGUAUGCGCAUUUUUACCGUUCGCAACGUGCGUAUACGUAAAGUUGCGUAUAGAUGGCCCGCGUCUUGCGGCUAAUGUAGAACGGGCUUUAAUGGAGUUUCGAUUGCCAGUCGUGAACGUAAGAUGACGCGACAUUAGCUGGGACUAGCUAUUUAUUCUUCGUGAACAUUCAGAUCUAGAAUGCGUCUCGCGCAUCAUCAACGGCAAAACACGGGUUUGUAACGGGCCACUCCUUACUACUGGCGAAUCAUUACACGAUGCUCGUAGCCAGUAUCGCUCUUUAAUAUUUCUCUUUGUGCGUGCGCGUUUACGUCCACGGUGAUGCUCAUCGUGCGCGGUUGCUUGUGAUACGCGAUCUCGAUCAGUAAAUCGUGAUUCUCAGAAAAAUGUUCAUCUGGAUUUUCUUAUCACUCCUGGUUUUUGGAGAUGGCCAGUUCACCCAAGAACCCACCGAAUCUACUCUUAGGACUCCUUCAUGGAACCGAUACGAUGACUGGGAUCAGAAUCCAAAUGUAGGCUUUGGAUAUAAAAACCCUACUGGUCCAAAUGAAAAUAUCAUAAUUAAAGAAGCCACAUACUUUAUAGUUGCAUCUCGCAUGGUCAGACCUGAUCAAGUGUAUCGCAUUGCUGUAAAUAUUCUUCACAGUCCAUUGCCUAUGACAGUACGCUCGUCUAUCCAGCGCAAUGGUGUGGAAAUUGCAGCAGAUUAUCAAGAGGUGAAAGAGGGCAUACCAGAAACUCUAAUGAUGCGUAUGCCACCUACUUCUGUAGGUGGUAACUAUAACUUACGCAUAGAAGGGAUGUACAAUAGUUUAAAAGGUGGCCAAGCCUUCUUGAAUGAAACCAAGUUGAUAUUCUCCCAGCGUUCCAUGACUAUCUUUAUACAGUUAGACAAGCCGGUGUAUAUGCAGGGUGAGAUGGUGCGAUUUAGGACAAUCCCGAUAGAUACGGAAUUAAAGGCCUACAACAAUCCCGUGGAUGUAUACAUGCUGGACCCGCACAGAAGAAUCAUGAGAAGGUGGCUCAGCAGACAGAGCAAUCUGGGCACCGUGUCCUUGUCGUAUCACUUGUCCGAUCAACCGGUAUUCGGCGAAUGGAUCGUGCAGGUGAUCGCGCAGAACCAAGUCGAGGAAAAGACGUUCCUCGUAGAGGAAUAUUAUCAAACGCGUUUCGAGGUGAAUGUAACGAUGCCAGCGUUCUUCUUCGACAACGACCCCUACAUCUACGGCAUUGUCCAGGCGAAUUACACGUCCGGGGCGCCGGUAAGAGGUAACUUGACCCUGAAAGCCAGCUUCAAACCGCUCGAGAAGACGCGCAAUCCUGCGAUGGCGAUCGAGCCGAUCGAUAGGUACUUCAACUUCAACGAGUACUAUCCGUCCUGGUUUAGGACGUUCAACCUGUACCAGGAGAACGUGCCGGUGCUGAGAUUCUUUAACGGCACGUACCACUUCCAGUAUCCCAUGCAUGAGCUAUUGAACUUCGCGACAUCCAUCGACGGCAUGGAGGUGACCGUGGUCGCGACGGUGGGCGAGAGAUUCUUGGACGAGGUGGUUGUCGGCUAUUCCACAGCGAGGAUCUUCAAUUCCACCACGAAGGUGCGCUUCCUCGGUGGCAGUCCGCAAGUAUUCAAGCCGGCGAUGCCGUUCACGCUGAACCUAGUCGCGUCUUUCCACGACAACUCGCCACUGCGCCUCACGCAGCUCAGGAACGCUGUGAUGGAGAUUCGUGCGGACAUCGAGACGCGCAGCGGACGUCGCAACAUCGACACCCAGUAUCUCCAACCGUCCUCUGAGCACGAGGGCAUCUGGUCCGUGAAGAUGGACCUGCGAAAACAGCUCAGGCUGGAGAACGAUGUUGACCGUGCUAAUCAGGUGUUGAACGAAAUCGUGUCUAUGAAAGUAUUCGCGCACAUCACCGAUGGCGAGGGCUAUAGAGCGCACACCGAGUUGCUGAUGCUCGCUCAUGAGUCACCGAAUUUGAAGCACAUCAAGAUCUCGACGUCCACCGAGAAUCCCAAAGUCGGCGAGUACAUGGUGUUCCAUGUGCAGACCAACUUCCACAUCGACACCUUCAAUUACAUCAUCAUGUCCAAGGGUAUAAUAUUGUUGACCGGAGAAGAUAACAUGCAGCACAGCAUCACGACCUUCGCGAUCCCCCUGAGCCCAGAGAUGGCCCCGGUCGCGACCGCCUUGGUGUACUAUAUAGGUCGCUACGGCGAGGUGGUAGUGGACUCGCUGACGUUCCCGGUGAACGGCAUUUCGCGCAAUAACUUCACCGUGUUCAUCAACAACAAGAAGGCGAGGACAGGGGAGUCAGUCGAGGUGGCCAUCUACGGUGAACCCGGUGCCUAUGUGGGACUGUCAGGCAUCGACCGUUCCUUCUACACCAUGCAGGCCGGCAACGAGCUGUCGUACGCGAACGUCAUCACGAAAAUGGCGCACUUCGAUGAGGAGACCAACGGCACCCACUUGCACACUUGGCAGUACCACGACGGUGACCCGGACGAAGUCGUCUACUAUCCAUCGUCCACUUUCGGCAUCGACGCCAAUCGUACGUUCGACUACAUCGGCCUGGUAGUCUUCACGGACACACUGAUAUACCGCAGAGCCGAUCUUUGCAAUCGGACUCAAGGAUACGGCGAGUGCCUGUCCGGUCGAUGUUACCGGCUGGAGAAGAGAUGCGACGGGAUAUUCGACUGCGAGGACGGCACCGAUGAGACGCGUUGCGUCGAGCGGAACGCCACUGACCUGGCGUUGUUCCGCAAGUGGCGGUUCAACCGGAUCCAACGGCACUACGAGAACGUCUGGCUGUGGAAGGACAUCAAUAUUGGGCCGCACGGCAGGCAAAUCUUCAACAUUGACGUGCCGCGCAGGCCGGUCCACUGGAUGAUCACCGCGUUCAGCAUGUCGCCCAGCAUCGGCUUCGGUAUGCUGACGAAGGCGCUCGAUUAUACCGCUGUGUUGCCGUUCUACAUAAACGUGGAGAUGCCGAGCCACAGUAGACAAGGCGAACAAAUCGGCAUCCGAGUGUCUGUCUUCAACUACAUGUGCUACAACAUCGAAGCGACGGUGGUCUUAGCCGGCUCCAAGGACUACAAAUUCAUCCACGUGGAGGACAACGGCAUCGUGCAGUCGUACAAGCCGCGCACUUCCUUCGGCGAGCACCAGUUCUUCAUCUGGAUACCCGCGCAAGACGCUGCUAUCGUUUACCUACCUAUCGUGCCGGUGAGACUCGGUGACAUCCAGGUACACGUGUAUGCGACCACUCUGGUCGGCAGAGACUCGGUGACUCGCACGCUGCAUGUGGAGGCCGACGGGGUGCCGCAGUAUCGGCACCAGUCGAUUCUGUUGGACCUCAGUAACCGUGCCUUCGUAUUCCAUUACUUGCACGUCAACGUCACGGAGACGCCCAUCAUACCAUACGACGAGAACCGUUACUACGUGUUCGGCUCCAACAAGGCAACUGUCAGCAUUGUGGGUGACGUGGUGGGGCCGAUCUUCCCGACGAUGCCGGUGAACGCGACCAGUCUCAUGCAUCUGCCUAUGGACUGCGCCGAGCAGAACAUGUUCAGCUUCGCCGCCAACAUGUACAACACCUUGUACAUGCGUUUGAUCAACCAGCGCAAUCAGCGUCAAGAGAGACAGAGCUUCUACUACAUGAAUAUCGGUUACCAACGGCAAUUGUCGUUCAUGAAUCCCGACGGGUCGUUCAGCUUCUUCCGCACCGAUUGGAAUCAAUCUGAGCCGAGCGUCUGGCUGACGGCGUUCUGCGCACGGAUCUUCCAAGAGGCUAGCUUCUACGAGUGGGAGAAUUUUCUGUACAUCGAUCCUGAAGUGAUCGCGCAGGCAGUCUCGUGGAUACUCCAGCACCAGACGCCGAAUGGUGCGUUCUACGAGGUGACCUGGUUACCGGACCGGAAGAUGAACAGCACGCUGACGGACGAGUAUGGUAAUUACAAGAACAUCAGUCUCACAGCGCACGUACUUAUCACCCUCGAGAGCGUCAAGGAUCUCACAGGCGGCCUAGGGUCCCAAGUGGCCUUGAGCGCGGCCAACGCCGUCAAGUUCCUCGAGAGGAACCUGAAUAUGCUGGAGACGCAGGGCAACCCCUACGAGAUAGCCAUAGUAGCUUACGCGCUCAUGGUGUCGAAGGCCGCGACCGCCGAGUUAGCCUUCAGAAUUCUAACAAAGCACAAGCGCUCCGAAAGCGGCUUCACAUAUUGGGGUAGAGAACCGGUGAAAGUUGAAACCUUCAAGACGGAGAAUCAGAAGCCCUUCCUGCUGCCGCGCUUACCCUUCAAGUACGACGCGGAGAACAUAGAGACGACCGCGUACGCUCUUCUCGUACACGUCGCUAGACAAGAAACCAAUGUAGAGUCGAUAGUCAAGUGGCUGAACACGCAAAGACUGACAGACGGCGGGUGGGCUUCCACGCAGGAUACCGUUUGGUCCAUUAAGGCGUUGAUGGAAUAUACCGUGAGGUCGAGAAUCAGGGACGUAAGUUCGUUGACCAUGACGAUAGAAGCUACGUCUCUACCGGGACAAACGAAAACUCUGGUCGUGAAUGAGAAGAACCUGGCGAAGCUCCAGAGCAUCGAAAUACCGGAAGCGUGGGGUACUGUGAAGGUGGAAGGUAAAGGCGCCGGUUACGCUAUCCUGCAGAUGACCGUGCAAUACAACGUCGACAUUCAAAGGUUCCAAACGAUGCCGCCGAUCAAAGCCUUCGACCUAGUGACCAGAGCGAAUUUCCACGGCAGAAAUCAAUCUCACAUAUCGUAUAUUAGUUGCCAAAGGUGGACCAACACCGAGGAAUCCCCACGUUCUGGUAUGGCGGUGCUAGACAUUGGCAUACCGACCGGCUAUAUAAUCCAGCAGCAAAACUUGGACCAGUACAUCCUGUCGAGGCGCGUGAGGAAUCUGCAGAGAGCACGCUUCCAGGAAAAGAAGGUGCUCUUCUAUUUCGAUUAUCUGGACAGCGAAGAGACGUGCGUGAAUCUUACGGUGGAACGUUGGUACCCAGUCGCCAAUAUGUCACGAUAUCUCGCCAUCCGCGUUUACGACUACUACGCGCCAGAACGCUUCAACGAGUCUAUAUUCGACGCACUGCCUACAUACACGUUAAAUAUCUGCGAGGUCUGUGGUAGCUCGCAAUGCCCAUACUGCCCAAUUUACAACGCAGCCACGCUUCUGGCCACGCCGGCAGGUUUCCUGCUUAUCGCGUCGCUCGUCGUCACGAUAACGAGGUACUUCCGAACGCAGCAAUUCAACGACGGCUAGCAGUUGUGUGCGCAAAGGUAAUAGCGUUCGAUGCACAACACGUCCGUUUCUGUCGUCAUGAUCCGUAUCCGUUGACGGAGCACGAACAUCGAACGGCAUGAUAAUCAGAGUACGAGUACAUGUUUGCAAAUUUCAACAUCUAAUUUGAAAAAAGAAAAAAUUGAUCUUGGAAGAAGAUGAUAGAUGACUGAAUCUUAAUUAUUCUUUUAUAUACAUAUAUAUAUGAAAAUAUGUAUAUGUAUAUAAAGCUAUGUAUGUGCGGCUUAGAUCUUUGAUGUUACCAUAAGUAUUGCCUGAAAAAAAAAAACUGCUAAAAGAAAUUAAAAUGAUUCGCCGAAAUAAUUGCAAAAAAUUAUAUCCACUGGACGGAAAGAACAAUUAAGAUUCAGAAUAAUUAAGGUAAUAUGAUGAAUUUGACACGUUAUUACGAAUUAAUCAUUCAUUAUUCAUCAAGCCCUAUACUAGUAACGAACAAUAUCCUGUUCAAAAAAGGACGUCUGGUCUUAUCAUGUAAAUGUUCUUUUAUGACAAUUUGAUGAUUAUAUAUCCAAAAAUCAUUGCAUCAGUUUUAUAUAGCGUCUGAAUCUCUUUUAAACGAUCGUCGAAAUCUAUAAUCUAAUGACAACGUAGCGAUGUACUUUUACAACCUUCGAAGUUGAGUCGAUAUUCUCGAGAACGAUCACUUUCGAUACCGUGCAAUCUCAUAAUACGGCGCAAGAAGUUUGUGCGUUUUUUUCGCAUCUAAAAAUAAAUAAAUAAAUUUCUCUGUUGCUAAUCAUCCUCGCUUUGCUUUUUGGGCAGGCAGAUGAAUGAAUACAAAUUAUUCACCGCUGACAGUACGAUCUCCUGGCGUCUUGUCCAAGUGAAAAAAUUGGGUAACACCUCGAUAGACGGAAGAUCUCGACAUUCUCUUUUUUUUAUAAUUUAGCAGCUAUAAUUAGACAGAUGAAUUUCAACUGUGCCAAAAUUAACGUUAUGUCAUUUAAUAACAUUCGACACGUUACUACGAAUUUUAAUCAUAUUAUCUUAAUUAUUGAAUCUUAAUUAUACUUUUCGUCCAAUAGAUAUAAUUCUUUUUAGUUGUUUCAGCGAGUUAUUUUAGUCGUUUCUUGAUAAUUUUUUCUCAGAUAAUGUUGUAACAUCGAAGAUCUAAGUCGCACACAUAGUUUUAUAUAUGUGUCAUAAUUUUUAAAUUUCAGUGCCUUUUUACACGAAAUAAUCUAGAAUACAUCUAAAAUAUAUCUAAAAUACAGAAAUAAUCUAGAAAGAUCUCGAUAUGCCACAAAAAUAAUCUUAAAUGCUACAAAAAUAAUCUUAAAAUCAACUAGUUAGUAUAUUUUGUUUUUGAAAUUGAAAUUAAUAUUUGAUCGUACGGAAUAGAGUGGAGAUCACACACACACACAUACACACACAGGCACUUUAAGCGAAUUUAAUUUUCAUAGUUGUAGAAGUGCAUCGCUACCUUGUUAUUAGAUUGUAGAUCUCGAUGGUUGUUUAAAGGAAUUUAGACGCUAUAUAAAACUAAUAUAAUGAUAUAUUUUUGGAAACAUAAUCAUUAAAUUGCCAUAUUUAUAUAAUAAGGCCGGAUAUCCUGUUUGAACAGAAUGCUGUCGGUUACUUAAGACUUGGUAAAUAAUGAUUUAUGUUAUGAAAUGACAUAACAUUAAUUUUGGCAAUUAAACAGUUAAAAUUCAUCUGUCUAAUUAUAGCUGCUAAAUCAUAAAGAAAAAAAGAGAGAGAAUAUCGAGAUCUUCCGCCUAUCGAGGUGUCCUUAAGUUACCUAAUUUUCUCACUUGGACAAAAUGCCAGGAGAUUGUAUUGUCAGCGAUGAACAAUUUGUAUUCUCAUUCAUCUGCCUGCCCAAAAAGCAAAACGAGGAUAAUUAGCAACAGAGAAGCAUAACGUAUUUAUUUUUAGAUGCGAAAAAACGCACAAACUUCUUGCAUCGUAUUAUGAGACUGCACGGUAUCGAAAGUGAUCGUUCUCGAGAAUAUCGACUGAACUUCGAGCGACAGACACGCGCGACUUUAAUAUUGUUAUAACGAUUAUUAUUAUUAAUUUUUAGAAAUACUCUAUUGUCCGUCCCGUUUCUUAAAUCUUAGAAGAAAGCAGUUAAAGUUAUUUACACGGUUAAGGGGGCAUUGUACUCUUAGAGGCAAAGCAUCUCAAGUACAAAUCCGGCGUAAUAGUCGUGGUCGGCGACUUUUACAUGCAGAUUCGUCAGCUACGCUGUUGACCGUUAUUACCAAAAUAAUCACGAUAAAAGUAUUCGUAGUCGCUGAAAGGAAAAGGAGUACGAGUACAAUCGAGAACAACCGCUCGUGCGUAGUUGCGAGUCUUCGAUAAGUUGUAAAAUUAUUUUUCUUUCUCGCCCUCGAUGGUUUCCCGUCCCAAGUUCUUGCACGAACAUCUCUCAUGAUAUUUCGUAUUCCGUAUUCUAUUUUACAAAAUAAUCGUUCGCACAUCGUGCCUUCAUAAUACACGCUGACAUUUCUCACACUCUAGCGCUAGUUUCCGUCUCGUAUCUUAUUCCAUUUUUGCGAAGGACCAGUCAAGGAAAUGCACGCGCACGUAUUCACAUCAUUAGUGCGAUCGGCAAAGUAUGUAAAUAGUAGACUGUAGGAGACACAAAUGUAUUCCAGCUCGAUGCAAUCGACAUCGAGCGACAACGAUGCCGUCCUGUUUAUACAUAUUAUUCGCGUGGAGCGGAAGGUCGCGUCGCGUCCCCGUAAUAAUUAGUGUCUCGAGAGAUAUACAUUUACAUAUAUAAAUAUGUAUCUGUUGAAACAAGAAAGAAGAAAGAUACGUCAAAGAUCUAUUUUAAUAACGUAGCACGUAUUGAAUAUGUAUAUGACUUUAUGAAUCAUAUAUAGAGAAAUCUAUAUAUAUAUAUAUAUAUAUAUAUAAGUUGGUAGUUAUAUAGCGUAAUCGUUUGCGCCACCGGUGCUUUAAGGGUCCGCCUUUGAACGUUACCGUCGCAAUUUGCACGCACAUGUACACACACGGCAACUCUUCGCGUUGUCCGCUAAAAUUAUUUAUUACAUCGAUCGAUUGAUCACAGCGACCUUUCUCACUCUUUGACACGAAACCGAACACCGACACCGACGACGGACCUUUAAAAUCGCACCCACGUGUGCGUGACGCCGCGAAAUACCGUCCAUGAAGCGAAACAAGUGAGGCGUUUACUUUAUAGCAACGACAGAAACAAAAGAUCGCAGAUCGCGAUCUUUGCUCGCACAACGCGCCGAGUGACAAAUUCUUCUCUAGAGAUUAACGAAGACAACAUUUUAACACACGUUGAAUAUACAUACAUAUAUUUUUAAGUUUUUUAACCUUUAUAUGAAUCAACAAUAAAGAGAUGAUUUCGUAUAU
This is a messenger RNA of Harpegnathos saltator (Jerdon's jumping ant), 8962 nucleotides long. It is a transcript of the gene Mcr, whose product is annotated as macroglobulin complement-related. NCBI's taxonomy places the organism in Eukaryota, Metazoa, Arthropoda, Insecta, Hymenoptera, Formicidae. The record is from RefSeq and is a predicted model, not a curated record. The transcript has 6 exons. Gene Ontology annotation, molecular function: endopeptidase inhibitor activity; protein binding. Bases 701 to 5590 code for a protein of 1629 amino acids. Gene Ontology annotation, cellular component: extracellular region.